Molecule: messenger RNA, 2011 nt
Organism: Aspergillus novofumigatus IBT 16806
Lineage: Eukaryota; Fungi; Ascomycota; Eurotiomycetes; Eurotiales; Aspergillaceae
Product: putative inositol 5-phosphatase
Exons: 1
Coding region: 313-1647 (444 amino acids)
Biological process (GO): phosphatidylinositol dephosphorylation
Molecular function (GO): phosphatidylinositol-4,5-bisphosphate 5-phosphatase activity
Source: RefSeq, a predicted model, not a curated record
UAGAAUUCGUCGUUGCCAUCGACGAGGCCCGUGUUCGAUUCACGGAUGAUGCAUCUUUUUCAUUUUUUACUUUUUUCUACUGUUCAAUUGUCUUUUUGCUAAGCCAAUUGCAGACAGGUAGGUGCCAAUAAAAUCGUACCUAUGUAGUAACCACGGACAGAACCAUGUGGACAUACACACCGCUACACUGCCUCAACGACGUCACCGUCAUCCAGCAACUCACCAACCCAACACAAUUAGUCUACUGAGCACAACUCCUCUCCUACCUAAACUUCGGCAUAUACCAUGCAAUAAUAUAUAGAUAAGAAGGCAAUGGACAAACUCACCCUCUAUAUCCUCACCUUCAAUUGCGCCCGCAACCCCAUCGACAUUGAGCUCUUCGCGUCGCACUUCUUCCACGCCCUUCCCCACACCGUCCCCUCCGCACCACCGCACCUCAUCGUCCUCAGCCUCCAGGAACUCGCGCCCAUCGCCUAUGCCUUCCUCGGCGGCUCCUACCUCACACCGUACUUUACCUCCUUCCGGCAGGUCGUCGACCGCGCGGCGGCAAGUCGCUGGGAGGAUGCGCAGUAUGUCACUGUUGUGGAGGACCAUGUGGGGAUGACGGGGUUAAUGGUGUUUGCGCGGUCGGACGUCGUCGGAAGGAUUGCGUCGGUGCAGACGGCGCACGUCGGGCUGGGGUUACAGCAGAUGGGGAAUAAGGGGGCUGUAGGGGCGAGGCUGGGGUGGAUGGUGGAGUCUGAGUCUGAGGCCGCCGAGACGCCGCCGGUGCCGGUGACGUUUGUCGCGGCGCAUCUUGCUCCUGCGGAGGAUGCGUUUGAGCGGCGGAAUGAGGAUUGGAGGGGGCUUGUGGAGAGGUUGGUUUUUAGUACCACUACAACCACAAACCAGGAGGAGGAUUCGGAGAGCGCGGCGUUGCUUGGUUCGUCGACGACUGGAGAAGGUGAAGGUGAAGGGGUGUUUACGGCGGGUUACCUCUUUCUCGCGGGCGAUCUCAACUACCGCACGUCCAAUACGCUGCCGCAGCAGGCGGAUUUCGCGCGUUUCCCACAGCUGGAUGUCGUCGACGCGAGCGACCCGCUGCAUUACUCGCGGCUGCUUCGCGAGGACCAGCUCACCCGUGAGCGAGAAAAGAACCAAUGUUUCCAGGGCUUGUCUGAAGCGCCGAUCACCUUUCCGCCGACGUACAAGUAUAAACUUGGGGCGCGGAAUCCACGCCAAUGGAAGUUUGUCCACAGUCGCUGGCCCAGCUGGUGCGACCGGAUCCUGUAUUUGGAGUCUUCGACGGCGACGGUAACGCCCUACCGAUAUGAUGUACUCCCUUUGUUCCCGACGUCGGACCAUCGAGCCGUUGCGCUGGCGGCGGCGGCGGAGGUCCUGCGAUCGGCCCAGGCCGGUCCAUCAGAUUCAGAAGCUGCACCUGCGACAGACGUGCAGCAGCAGCAGCAGCAGCAGCCGCAGCCGACGGCUCCAUUCCCGAUCGACCGGGAUUGGAAACGCAAACGAGCUGAGGCCCGACGCAAAGAGCUGGUGGUGGGUGGAUUGGCGUACCUGGGGUUGACCUGGGAGGGCCGUCGGUACCUGGUGGGCAUGGUCAUUGGCGGGUUGGGAGCGUGGUUCGUGCUGCGAUCGAUGCUCAGCGUCUGAUUGCGUCCGGUAGUUAUGACCUGCAGUAGCCUGUGUCAGACGUGCAAGGCAUCUGUUUCCAGACAUCUGUUUCAAGAUCGCGAUCUCGGGACAGGCCAUGUCGAUCCCGAUAUAUCGAUCUGACCUGGGCAAGGGGGCCAGACCAGACGUGAUACAGCGAUUGUAUGAUCGCAGCAGCGGCUAGCCAGUAGCCCAUCGAUUGAACUGCAGCGCUUCUAGAAUCCUAGAAACUCCUUCCGAAAGCGGGUCCGCCGCAUCACCUGCUGACGAGGCCAUCUGCGCAGCACUUGUCAAUUUCUCUCACAAGUCAUAAAGUCAGUCACAAGUAGUAAUUUGCAGAUCCAGGCACUAGGGUACUCCCGGC